AUGGACGCACCCGGCCGAGACUCGACGGAGCCGCUGAUUAAACCGGACCCGGUUCUCAAAACCUACUACGACUCCUUCGAAUCGCGGAUAGGGUACAAGCUUGUGCUCGGUGGCCGACGCCAUUUCGGAUACUAUGAGAAAGAUACACUGUGGCCAUUCCCAGUCACCAAGAGCCUCAAGGCCAUGGAGGAGGUUCUUUUCUCCAAGUUAAAUCUACCCAAGGGCUCGAGGGUACUUGAUGCAGGCUGCGGCGCUGGCCUGGUUGCCAUUAACAUGGCACAACACGGCCUGAAUAUGACCGCCAUCGACGUGAUUGACCACCACGUGGACAAAACCAAGCGCAACAUUGCCCGGGCCGGCGUUCCGCCAGGAAAGAUUGAUGUGCGUAGGAUGGACUACCACCAUCUGGACUCCAUUCCGGACGAGUCUCAUGAUGGCGUCUACACCAUGGAGACGUUUGUCCACUCCCACGACCCCGUUGGUGUGCUAGCCGGGUUCUUUCGCCUUCUCCGCCCGGGAGGCAAGGUGGCGCUGUUUGAGUACGACCACACUGUUGGCGCGGGGAAGGAUAUUAGUACGGGGAAGGAAAUUUCCAAGACUGCGGAGACUGAUCUUCGGUUGAUUAACAAGUGGUCGUCCAUGCCUGCCAACGAGCGCUCGCUUAGGGGUACGUUCGCCGGCAUGUUGGAAGAGGUUGGCUUUGUGGACGUCAAGGUGGUGGACCUCUCUGCUCACGUCCGCCCCAUGGUACGGCUCUUCUUUGUCCUUGCGUUUGUGCCUUAUCUUUUCGUCAAGCUGCUGGGAUUGGAGCGCUGGUUCAUCAACACUGUAGCCGGCGCGCGGCUGUGGCUCGAGCAAGAACACUGGCGAUACGUCGUCAUCACGGGAACGAAGCCGGGGCCCCCCAUUGAGAACGAAAAGACAAGAUAA
Molecule: messenger RNA, 930 nt
Organism: Dichotomopilus funicola
Lineage: Eukaryota; Fungi; Ascomycota; Sordariomycetes; Sordariales; Chaetomiaceae
Exons: 1
Coding region: 1-930 (309 amino acids)
Biological process (GO): ergosterol biosynthetic process
Cellular component (GO): endoplasmic reticulum
Molecular function (GO): sterol 24-C-methyltransferase activity
Source: RefSeq, a predicted model, not a curated record